UCGUUGUUGGAGUGGUCAAGCAUUUCUGUGUUCUCAAAUAAUAUCCUGUGUCCAGGCUGGUUCAUCAAAUGCUCAUGACCUUUAUUCUGUGUCCAAAACAAGGCAAUUAUCCCCGUCGCAGCAGUUUUGUCGGGCAGCUUCCCAGCAAUGUUUCCAUUGUUCCUGGAAUGCGUUUCAGCUCGGCCGUGACGCUCGUCUGGACACUCGUUGCCCAAAGGACCAAAAGGCUUCCCUUUCGGUGGUUUGUGAGCAGAGAGAAUGAAAAGAAGCCACUUGGGUGGAGGUCAGGGCUUCUCUCUGCUCACAAUUCAUGCGUCAUGUCACGCGAGAAUUCACCCCACGGGCGUCUCUCCCGACAGAAGGCUGGAUCCGCACUGCGUCUUGUUCCUCGUGGACAAUUCCCUGACUGUUGGGAGAACAAACGAGCAUUGAUUUCGUGUCUCUUCUCGCUUUCUUGGGACGACGGGGAGCGUUCGCAGUGCGCUGUUUCUCCCCACUUUGGUCCCUGGGUCGCACUCAAGAACUCGUCAUUCUUCUCGACUUGGGAUCGGUCAACUGACUGAAGACUUUGGGCUCCGUCUCGAAACGGUUGUUCGGAAAUGUGUCCUCGAAGGCUUUCAUGGCCAGGAUCACUGGGUUGCUGUGAGUUUUCCAGGCUGUAUGCCCAUGUUCCAGAAGCAUUCUCUCCUGAUGUUUUACCCACAUCUAUGGCAGGCAUCCUCAGAGGUUGCAAGGGUGACCCCAUCUCCAGCCAGUUCUUGACCUCCACCCCAGACCCCUGACCCUCAACGAUGGCUCUGCUGGCCUGGCUGAAGCGUGGCUGCUCUCGCCUCCGGCUGCUGUGGGGCCUGCUCUCCGUCCUGGCGACCCUCUCCUCCCUGGGCUUCCUGAUCCGCGGCGGCCACGAGGAACUGCUCUCGCACUCGCUGCCUUACUUCCUGCCACGUGGUGGGGGGCAUCCCAUCAGCCCGCCGCUCCUGCCCUCCACGGACGCCUUCCUCCUCCUGCCGACGCCCGAGGCCUGCUCCCCGAAGGCCCCCUCCCUCCUGGUGAUGGUGGUCAGUGCCCCCGGCCACGUGGCCCAGCGCCAGGCCAUCCGCUCCACCUGGGGAGAGUCCCGCUGGGCCGGGGAGCUCACCGUCCGGACCUUCUUCGCCCUGGGGCUGCCCCAGGAGCCCUCGCUUCAGGCGGCGCUGGAGCGGGAGGCGGCCGAGCACCGGGACCUGGUCCAGGGCCGCUUCCUGGACAGCUACGGCAACCUGACCCUCAAGACACUGGCCCUCAUGGGCUGGGCGGCCACCCGCUGUCCGGGGGCCCUCUUCCUGGUCAAGGUGGAUGAUGACGUCUUCCUCAACCUGCCCGGCUUGGCCGAGGAGCUGGGCCGCCUCCCCGCCCUGAUCCCCGCCUACCUGGGCCGCAUCCACUGGCGGGUCUGGCCCAGCCGGGACCCCCACAGCCGGCACCACGUCCCCCAUGGACUCUACCCGGGGGGGGCCUUCCCGCCCUACUGCAGCGGGACGGCCUAUGUGCUCUCGGGGAACGCCGUGCCCGCUUUGCUGGGGGCCGCCCGCGACGUGCCUUUGGUGCCCUUGGAGGAUGUCUUUGUGGGGCUCUGCGCCCGGCGUGUCGGCAUCGUCCCGCAGCACCUGGCCCGCAUGAGCGGAGGGGCCCACCUGCCCCCGGACCCUUGCUGCUACCGAGGGGUCCUGCUCAGCGUCCACCGGGUGGCCCCCGAAGAGAUGGUCACCGUCUGGGACUCGGCCGCCCCCAACGAGGAGACCUGCCGGCUCUGGCAGCGGGCACUGGGUUCCCUGCGGUGCAAGGCCUUGGCCUGGGUGGCCGCCCUGUGAGACCAGGAAUGGCCGGUGUCCAUCUGUCUGGACAUAAUAAUAAUAAUAAUAAUAAUAAUAAUAAUAAUAAUACUUUAUUUAUAUUCCGCCCUAUCUAUCUCCCCAAGGGGACUCAGGGCGGAUCACAGUACACAUACACGACAAACAUUCAAUGCUGUUUGGACAGACAGACAUAAGGGGGUACGUUGUGUUUCAAGUCCAGCUUCGGUGCCUUGGAGGUUGUGCUGGAGUACGGCCACAGGGGGGUGCUGUCGCUCCAUCCUCCAUGAGGAAGAGCCAUCAGGACUUCCUCCUUCCAUUUGGUCGCUGGCAUUUUCUCGUCUUGUUCUUUAUGGUGUCGUAGAAUGCCUACACAGCUUUUUAGCGGUCCCUAAUUUCUCUACUCAAGCUGUUUUCGAAGUGUGUUCUUGAAGGCUUUCAUGGCCGGGAUCACAAGGUUGUUGUGUGUUUUCUGGGAUGUAUGACCAUGUUCCAGAAGUAUUCCCUCACAACCUCUGAGGAUGCCUGCCAUAGAUGUGGACGAAAUGUCAGGAGAGAAUACUUCUGGAACAUGGCCAUACAGCCCGGAAAACACACAACAACCCUGUUUUCAAACUGCUUGGGUAAACAGUGAGCUGGGCUUGAUGGUCGUGUGCUCACCCCGACCAGGCUUCGAACUGGCAACCUUUUGGUUGGUAGAUCAUAUUACUGCUGGUGAUUUACCAGUUGUGCUAAAGCCCAGUCCUAAGAGCAGGUGGGCAUCCCUCGCUGUGUCUGUCUGUCUGUCCGUCCAGGCCUCUUACCCAGACUAGGAGGCCAAGCCAUGUCCAAUACCCUCUGGUCAGGCACCUCUACAUCCACUCUAACAAUAGGUGACUAGACGAGGCAUGGCCGGAGAAGUCUGGACAAAUGGACAUCCACUCAGGAGGUAAAGCCAUGGCCAGGGUUGUCUGGUCAAGCUGCUGGGCAUCUUGCCGUCCACGACCAGGGCUCUCUCUGGCCAGUCUGGGGGGCUUCCUUCCCUCCAGGGCUGUUGCUGAUUCGGGUGAAAACGGGGAGCUGUUGCUCUGUUUAUUUCCUGCUUCUAGGAGUGACCUGCAGACCCCAACCAUCACAGGUCUUAGCUUUGUUACUACCUCAAGUGCUACUGACUCAAAAAAGGGGAUUGCCCCCGUUUUGCAAAGCUGCACCCCUCUCCUUACUCGGCACUUGUGGACAGUCCUUUCUUGCCGGGCGGGCAACCCUGCACCCCAGAUCCCUGCCGCCGCUCAGAUAUAAUUGAAGGAAGUGUUCAAAACCCGUUACCAUGUGUUCUCCAAUUUUGGGAGGAACGAGAGGGGGUUGGCAAUGGGGAGGGGGUCUUUUCUUUUGCACUCAAAAGAUGGGAAAUUAAAAUGAUAUGCAAAGUCAA
This is a messenger RNA of Anolis carolinensis (green anole), 3240 nucleotides long. It is a transcript of the gene b3galt4, whose product is annotated as beta-1,3-galactosyltransferase 4. NCBI's taxonomy places the organism in Eukaryota, Metazoa, Chordata, Lepidosauria, Squamata, Anolidae. The coding region runs from base 792 to 1850 and encodes 352 amino acids. The record is from RefSeq and is a predicted model, not a curated record. The transcript is spliced from 2 exons. Gene Ontology annotation, molecular function: N-acetyl-beta-D-glucosaminide beta-(1,3)-galactosyltransferase activity. Gene Ontology annotation, cellular component: Golgi membrane.